AAUUCAUCGUAUUGUAAUUGUUUUGUAUCUCAUCAUUUCACUUCAAGAAUAUGGCUUCCGAAGCAGCACCACACUUCGUCUUGUUUCCACUGAUGGCUCAAGGCCACAUGAUCCCCAUGAUGGACAUAGCAAAAAUAUUGGUGCACCGCAACGUUAUUGUGACUGUAGUCACAACUCCACAUAACGCAGCACGUUUCACAUCAAUCAUUGAUCGUUAUAUUGAGUCAGGGUUUCCUAUAAGAUUGGUUCAACUUCAAUUCCCAUGUGAAGAAGCUGGAGUACCAGACGGAUGCGAGAAUCUCGAUAUGAUACCUUCACUUGCCACGGCCACAAGUUUCUUCAAAGCAACACAACUUCUACAACAACCAGCGGAAAAACUGUUUGAAGAGUUAACACCACCAAGCUGCAUAGUCUCUGAUAUGUGUUUGCCAUAUACAACCCAAAUCGCCAAAAAGUUCAAUGUUCCCAGGAUUUCUUUUGUUGGAGUAAGUUGCUUUUGUCUUCUGUGUAUGCAUAAUAUAAACAUCCAUAAUGUUAGGGAGAGCGUAACAUCUGAGUCAGAGUACUUUGUUCUGCCCGGUAUCCCUGAAAAAAUUGAGAUGACCCUCGCACAGACUGGACAACCUAUGAAUGAAAGCUGGAAACAGAUUAAUGAAGAAAUUAGGGAAGCUGAAAUGUCUAGUUAUGGAGUAGUCAUGAAUUCUUUUGAAGAGUUGGAGCCAGCAUAUGCAACGGGCUACAAGAAGAUCAGAGGCGAUAAAUUGUGGUGUAUAGGCCCUGUGUCUCUUAUUAACAAGGAUCAUUUAGAUAAGGCUCAAAGAGGUACGGCCUCAAUAGAUGUGUCGCAACACAUAAAAUGGCUUGAUUGUCAGAAGCCAGGAACUGUAAUCUAUGCAUGUCUUGGAAGCCUAUGCAAUUUAACAACACCCCAGUUGAAAGAGCUUGGUUUAGCCUUGGAAGCAUCAAAAAGACCCUUCAUUUGGGUUAUCAGGGAAGGAGGUCAUUCCGAAGAAUUAGAAAAGUGGAUUAAGGAAUAUGGAUUUGAGGAAAGGACCAAUGCUAGAAGCCUUCUCAUUCGGGGAUGGGCGCCUCAAAUAUUAAUAUUAUCUCACCCUGCUAUUGGAGGGUUUAUAACACACUGUGGUUGGAACUCUACCUUAGAAGCAAUAUGUGCCGGGGUGCCAAUGCUUACGUGGCCACUAUUUGCGGAUCAGUUUUUGAAUGAAAGCCUAGUGGUGCAUGUACUAAAAGUUGGAGUGAAGGUUGGGGUGGAAAUUCCGCUUACAUGGGGUAAGGAAGUGGAAAUUGGUGUGCAAGUGAAGAAGAAAGAUGUUGAAAGGGCAAUAGCAAAGUUGAUGGAUGAGACAAGCGAAAGUGAAAAAAGAAGAAAAAGGGUGAGAGAGCUUGCUGAGAUGGCUAACAGAGCCGUAGAGAAAGGGGGAUCCUCUUAUUCUAAUGUGACCUUGCUUAUCCAGGAUAUCAUGCAGAAAAACAAGAGAGAUGUGUGAUAAGUCCAAAUUUUGUAAUUUUUCACUUAAUCAUCUGUCUUUUAAAUGCUGUCCAGUGUUUUUUGUUUUAAAAAUAAAAAUCAAACAAUGAAAUAAUAAGUAAACUCAAUUAUUCAAA
Molecule: messenger RNA, 1626 nt
Organism: Glycine soja
Lineage: Eukaryota; Viridiplantae; Streptophyta; Magnoliopsida; Fabales; Fabaceae
Product: UDP-glycosyltransferase 73C2-like
Exons: 1
Coding region: 51-1508 (485 amino acids)
Molecular function (GO): UDP-glycosyltransferase activity
Source: RefSeq, a predicted model, not a curated record